AACUUGUCAUGCCAUCUUCAUUACGCAAUAUAAUAACAAAAUGUUCUAAACGAAAUAAAACUUUAUAGAUUGAUGUUUUAGUGUAGAAAAUAGAAAUUGAUAUUUUCUUGACUAGAGUUAGAAAUGGUUCGAAAUGAUUGCGACUAGAGUCUCUUUUCACUGGUUGAUGGAGAUUUGGAUAUCCUAAUCCCUCUUAAAAGAAGUGUUAUAGACUCUUUUCCUUGCUAGUAUUAUGAGUACUCUUUGGGUAUGGAAAACAAGUUUUAUCUUAGAAAGAAAUAAGGCUCUUUAAAAAGAGAAAAUCCCUAAAUUUGUUCGAGUGAAAAAAAAAAAGUUUGAGAUCUUUGAAAAAAUGCUUAUCCGAUGGUAUUCUCUGAUUCAUCCCUUCAUAAAAUUUCAAUUCGGAUGGUUCAGUCAACAAAGAAGGGAGAACAUUUGUUACAUGUUUUAGUGCUAACCUAGAAUAUUGCAAUGUGAGUUUUGCGAAACUCUAGGGUGUUCUUCGCACUGCGUUCUUCACUCAUCAAUGAUGUUGCAUUCAUCAACGGGAGCUUCUCUGCGCUUCUUUUGGCAGCAAUCUGAAUCUCAAUUUGGCAAUGUGGAUUAUGCUAUUUUGUUUGUUGACCACAUGGAUAACAUGGGAUAUCAACCCGACGGCCACACAUUUGGAGCAAUUAUAAAUGGAUUGUGCAAGAUGGGCAACACCCCUGCUGCUAUUGCCAUUCUGAGGAAGACGGAAACAAGAAAGUGCAAACCAAGUGUUACUGUUGCGGGUUAUAACGCAAUUGUGGAUAGUCUUUGCAAGGAUGGGCUGGUAUCCGAGGCUUUGAGUUUAUUCUCCGAAAUGACAACAAAAGGUCUUCAACCCGAUACUAUCACUUACGAUCGCUUGAUUCAAGGACUCUGUACUUUCAGCAAAUGGCAAGAGGCUGCGUCUUUACUCAGCGAGAGGAAACAAAAAGGAAUUAUGCCGGAUACGCAUACUUUUACUAUUUUAGUGGAUGCUCUUUGUAAAGAGGGAAAGAUUUCAAGUGCUAGAGCCAUACUUGGUCAAAUGGUUCGAAUGGGAAAGGAACCUGAUGUUGUCACCUAUCACUCAAUGAUUGCUGGUUAUUGUUUCCAAAAUCAAAUGGAGGAGGCCCUGAAAGUAUUUGAUUUGAUGGUUCACAAGGGAUGCCAACCAGACGUCAACACUUAUACUACAUUAAUCCAUGGAUGGUGCAAGAUCAAAAGGAUUAAUAAGGCUAUUUAUCUCUUGGAUGAAAUGAUCAAUAAUGGUUUAAAUCUGGAUGUUGUGACUUGGAAUACUCUUAUCUAUGGAUUUUGCAAAGUGGGUAAACGAUUAGCGGCUAAAGAAUUGUUUUUUACAAUGCACAAAUUUGGUCAAUGUCCUGAUGUAUUCAGCUGUGCCAUUAUAUUGGAUGGCCUAUUCAAAUGUCAUUUGUCUUCUGAUGCAAUAUCAUUAUUUAGAGAAAUGGAGAAGAAUAAUUUGGAUCUUAAUAUUGUAACUUAUAAUGUGGUGCUCCGUGGGAUGUGCCAUGCCCGAAAACUAAAUGAUGCACUAGAACUCUUCUCUUGUCUGCCAGCAAAAGGCUUGAAACCUGAUCAAUAUACUUAUACAAUAAUGAUCCAAGGUCUAUGUAGGGAAGGACUUCUGAUUGAUGCUGAAGAGAUGCUUAUGAAUAUGGAAGAGCAUGGUUGCUUGCCAGAUAGCUGCACAUAUAACGUCUUCAUCCAAGGAUUACUACGACGAAAUGCUUUUUUGAAGUCAAUAAAAUAUUUUCAGAUUAUGAAAGACAAAGGUUUUGCAGCAAAUGCUACAACCAUGGAAUUGCUUGUAGAUUACCUCUCUACGCACAAAGGAGAGAAUGCUUUUCAAGAAUUUGUGCAGAAAAUUGUUUGAAUAUAUAUCAAUAUAACGUCUUAAUUCUUUAUUUGAAUCGAGGAUUUGAUGUUUGUGCAGAAACUGAUACUUCCAUGCUGCUUUUGGUUUUCAA
Arachis duranensis is the source of this 1997-nucleotide messenger RNA. Its product is annotated as pentatricopeptide repeat-containing protein At3g22470, mitochondrial. The record is from RefSeq and is a predicted model, not a curated record. The transcript is spliced from 2 exons. Lineage: Eukaryota; Viridiplantae; Streptophyta; Magnoliopsida; Fabales; Fabaceae. The coding region runs from base 527 to 1903 and encodes 458 amino acids. Gene Ontology annotation, molecular function: protein binding.